Messenger RNA from Pararge aegeria (speckled wood butterfly), 468 nucleotides. It is a transcript of the gene CPR49, whose product is annotated as endocuticle structural glycoprotein SgAbd-5-like. Bases 57 to 374 code for a protein of 105 amino acids. The transcript is spliced from 3 exons. Gene Ontology annotation, molecular function: structural constituent of chitin-based larval cuticle. NCBI's taxonomy places the organism in Eukaryota, Metazoa, Arthropoda, Insecta, Lepidoptera, Nymphalidae. The record is from RefSeq and is a predicted model, not a curated record. Gene Ontology annotation, cellular component: chitin-based extracellular matrix.
GGCUGACUCCAACGUCAAUACUUCCUAGAUUAUUCAAAAUCACCCAUUCAAUCAACAUGCAAAAAAUCGUUUUGUGCGCGUUUGCCUUAUUGGCUCUUGCCGCGGCUGCUCCCCAAGAUCAGGAGCCAGCUUAUAUCCUCAAACAGGAAUCAGACGUUAAUCCCGAAGGAUACAAUUUUGAGUUCGAAACCAGCGACGGCACUUCUCGUCAAGAGCAAGGCACUCUAAAGCAGAUCACCGAAGACCAACAAGCCAUAACAGUACAAGGCAGUUACAAAUACAACGCACCCGACGGUCUAACGUACGUAGUCACAUACGUCGCUGACGAGCACGGUUACCAGCCACAGGAGCACAUCGAACAACCGGGACAGUAAAACUGGCUAUAUUUAAAAGGUGCGUUUCAUGAAUACGCACGUAUUAAUAAGAAAAUGUCUCGCCACCCAGCAGUGAUAGUUUGAUAGAAACGAA